Messenger RNA from Pieris macdunnoughi, 756 nucleotides. NCBI's taxonomy places the organism in Eukaryota, Metazoa, Arthropoda, Insecta, Lepidoptera, Pieridae. The record is from the annotation of a GenBank genome assembly.
AUGGCGAAAAUGUCUCGUAAGCGUGUGGCUAAUUUCACACCCGACGAAAAGGCAGUCUUAGCUCAAUUAGUACAUAAUAGGCCCGUCAUUGAAUCCAAACAUACCGAUGGUAAAACGAUACAAAAGAAAAAAGCAGCUUGGGAGACAUUAACAGUGGAGUUUAAUUGCAAAACACAUGUGCAUCAGCGUGAUACUGGUACUUUGAAAAGGGCUUGGGACAAUAUGAAAGCCCAUGCUCGAAAAGUAAGAGCUAGCCAAUGUGGGGAAUUAAAUGAGACUGGUGUAUCAGAUUUUAAGAAGUCACCCAAAGACGACCUCAUCUAUCCCAUGGUUGAAGAGGUGGAACCUCUGAAAUUUUGUGAAAUUACCAACUCUGUUGAUAGUGAUGGAGUUUUAUUAAGUUCUAAUGAUGAGUCACAAAAUGAAAAUACUGAUCUGAUAGAACCCAAUGAUUUGGACAUAAUACACCACCAAGAACAGGAAGCUACUCCUGUGUUUACGCAAGGUUAUUCUAAUGAUGUGAAGAGUAAGCAUUUGAAAACAGCAGACUAUAUCAGGAAAGAAGCUAUAAUUAGAAUCAAACACUAUGAAAAAAAGAAGAGAAUGGAAAUGAAAAUUUUAGAAGCACAAUUGGAGACAGCUGAAUCAGAGAAAAGAACUGCUAUCAUGGAAGAAGAGAGAAGUAGAAUACGUUUAGAGAUAUCAAAAAAGGAACUAGACAAUUUAAUGCAGACUACAAGAACUUUCCCUAUGUAG